AUGCCAUUUAUUCAAGAUUUUAAACCAGUUGCUUUAAAAGACAGCAAUUUAUUUAAACCAAUCAAAGUUGGGAACAAUGAGUUGCCUCAACGUAUAGCCAUGGCUCCCUUAACAAGAAUGAGAGCACAUCAUCCGGGCAAUAUCCCAAAUAAGGACUGGGCAGUCGAGUAUUACAGUCAAAGGUCAGAAAGACCAGGUUCUUUCAUUAUCACCGAAGGUGCUUUCCCUUCAGCACAAUGUGGUGGGUACGACAAUGCGCCAGGUAUUUGGAGUGAAGAGCAACUUGUGCAAUGGAGAAAAAUUUUUGGUAAGAUUCAUGAAAAUAAGUCAUUUGUUUGGGUGCAAUUGUGGGUUUUAGGUAGACAAGCGUUUGCUGACAAUUUAGCUAGGGACGGGUUGCGUUACGAUUCUGCCUCUGAUGGGAUUUACAUGGAUGAGGAAAGCAAAGAGAGAGCUUUGAAAUCCAAUAAUCCUCAGCAUGGAAUCACUAAAGAGGAAAUCAAGCAAUACAUCAAGGAGUAUGUCCAAGCUGCCAAAAACUCUAUUGCUGCUGGGGCAGACGGUGUAGAAAUCCACAGUGCCAACGGGUAUUUGUUGAACCAAUUUUUGGAUCCAAUUUCCAACAAAAGAACCGAUGAAUAUGGUGGUAGCAUUGAAAACAGAGCACGCUUUACUUUAGAAGUUGUUGAUGCAGUUGUUGAAGCCAUUGGCCAUGAAAAAGUUGGUGUCAGAUUUUCUCCCUAUGGUAAAUUUGGUACUAUGUCUGGAGGAUCUGAUCCAACUUUGAUAGCACAAUUUGCCUAUGUGAUUGGUGAAUUAGAAAAGAGAGCCAGGGAUGGGAAAAGAUUAGCUUUUAUUCAUUUAGUGGAACCAAGAGUUGUGAAUCCCUUUGAUCCAGAAGGUUCGAAUGAAUAUAAAGAUGGUACAAACGAUUUUGUUUAUUCUAUCUGGAAGGGGAACAUUAUUAGAGCUGGUAACUAUGCCUUAAACCCUGAGAUUGCCGAACGUGAUGCCAAUUUGGAUGACAGAACCAUAAUUGGUUAUGGUAGAUUUUUUAUUUCUAAUCCUGAUUUGAUUGACAGAUUAGAGAAGGGAUUGCCAUUGAAUAAAUAUGAUAGAUCUACUUUCUAUGCUUUUACUGACAAGGGUUAUACCGAUUACCCUACCUACAGUGAAGCAGUUAAAUUGGGUUGGAAAUGA
Molecule: messenger RNA, 1200 nt
Organism: Saccharomycodes ludwigii
Lineage: Eukaryota; Fungi; Ascomycota; Saccharomycetes; Saccharomycodales; Saccharomycodaceae
Product: alkene reductase
Exons: 1
Coding region: 1-1200 (399 amino acids)
Molecular function (GO): NADPH dehydrogenase activity; FMN binding
Source: RefSeq, a predicted model, not a curated record